ACACGAGCCGUCGCCCGAUGCACCCGCACCACGUAAAAAGAUGCACACGUCUCGGUCGCCCGCUCGACGCACCGCACACCCUAGCAUAGGAGGCAAAGAAGUACAGAGGGAGGAGGCGGGCAGCAGAUACGCGGCGUGACAGACACCCAGGGCCAGGAAGGGUGCUGUUUAUCCAUGCUGCUCCGGCUGAAGAUCGUCGUCGGCGUCCACUCGGUGGUGCUCCCGGUUCCUGUUCCAGGCGGCUAUGGCCAUGGCGCCUGCUACGCGGCAGUAGAGCCCUGCUGGCGCCGCAGCCGGAGGCCAGCGCUAGCGGCGGCGGGUGGCCUCGUCGCGAGGCGGCCGAGGCAGAGCGCCACGGUGGUGAUGGCGCUGAAGGAGGAGCCGGAGGGCAGCAGCCGCCGCGGCUUCGCCGGCGGCGGUCCGAGCUGGGACCCCGGGCUGGAGAUCCAAGUCCCCUUCGAGCAAAGACCGGUGAACGAGUACUCUGCUCUCAAGGAUAGCGCCCUCUACUCGUGGGCGGAGCUGAGCCCAGGGUCCUUCUUCCUCCGCCUCGGCGGCCUGUGCCUCGUGACCUUCACUGUGCUCGCGGCUCCAAUUGCCGCCGCAAGCUUCAAUCCAGGAAAGGAUCCACUCAAGUUCGUGCUAGCAGCUGGGAUCGGGACGCUGCUUCUGGUGUCACUGGCGGUUCUCAGGAUAUACCUGGGGUGGAGCUACGUUGGUGAUCGCCUGCUGUCAGCGGUGGUACCGUACGAAGAAACCGGAUGGUACGACGGCCAGAUGUGGGUGAAGCCACCAGAGGUGUUGGCCCGUGACAGGCUCCUGGGAUCUUACAAGGUGAAGCCGGUGGUCAACCUGCUGAAGCAGACGCUGGUGGGCACCGGCGCGCUGCUCGUGGGCGCCGUGUCGCUCUUCGCGUUCGCCGCGCCGGUCGAGGACUUCCUCCACGCCCUGAGCCAGCCUCCCUCCUCCGCCACCGCCUCGUCCAAGCCGAGCUUGAGGUGCGCGGCCGUCACGUACUCACGUGUGCCCACGGUCCACGGCGAACAUAUGCUGCAAGCAAAGCUCUUUGCAUGGAAGGAGGAGCUGCUGCGGCUACCAGUCGAGGUGAUGCAGGACGACGACCUCGCUGCGGCCGCGGCCGAGGCCGCCGACGGCCGGCCCGUCUACUGCAGGGACCGCUACUACCGGGCCCUCGCCGGCGGUCAGUACUGCAGGUGGGACGACCUGCUCAACUGAUAAAUACCUAGAGCAGUAUUGCUGUGGUACGACGCGGCAGGACAGGACGUAUUUUUUUUGUCAGAUGGGAAAUUUCGGACUGAACUGCUAGAAAUUGAGUUCUUAAUGGCACACAAGCAUAAGGAACAGCAAGAAAAAGCAACACAGAAUCAGAGAAAAAACAAGAGUUUAUAUAUUCACUUUUCUCUCUUUGUUUCUGGAGUUACAUCUGGUCUUUCCGUUUCUUGAGUUACCUCUGAUCUUUUUGUUUCUUGAGUUACAUCUGUAGAGAGUGACCUUUUAUUUACAGCAAAGGAUGCAAGGGUUAAUACACAUUACAGUGUGUACUUCUCAGUUUCUCCCCUCUAACUAAUUUUGCCA
Messenger RNA from Zea mays, 1596 nucleotides. RefSeq lists its product as uncharacterized. The transcript has 7 exons. NCBI's taxonomy places the organism in Eukaryota, Viridiplantae, Streptophyta, Magnoliopsida, Poales, Poaceae. The record is from RefSeq and is a predicted model, not a curated record. Bases 175 to 1236 code for a protein of 353 amino acids.